AAAAAAUAAAUAAAAUCUAAAAAAAAAGGAGGGGAGUUUGUUUCUCCCCCAAAUGGAAAAUUCUGCAAGCUAACAAGGGACACUUGGGUUUGGGCCAUUGGUUCUGUUCUACGAGUCUGUGUUGAGCAAAGAUUGGCGUUUCUAAGGAAAGUGCGGAAGCAUUUAGUCUGGGCCGGAUUAUGAAGACUCCCUGUUUCCCAAACCCUAAAGCAAGGGAGCAAAGACUGUCUGUUCGGAACACCGCCACCCGGGGCUCCGCGUGGAACCCGCGGGGCUGGGAGGGGCCCCUUCGCGCAGGUCCCUGGGGAGCACGCGGGGAGGCGCAUGCGCGCGGCGCCUCACAAACUCGCGCUUCUUUUUCUCGUUGGAGCUGCUGUGUUUCCCUGAUUUUACCUGGCGACAGUUUGCAUUCUCCGCGCCUGCCAUGGCGCAACUGGAAGAACUGGAGCUGCUGAAGAAGAGUCUCCAGGAAGAGGCCGAGCGGCCGGCGGAGCUAUUUCAGAAGAAGGUGGAAGCUUCCUUUUCUAAAACAGUUCUGAGCCGAGGAAUGGAUAACCGGUACCUGGUAUUAGCAGUCAAUAUUGUACAGAAUGAAGAAGGAACCCAUGAAAAACACCUAAUCAUCACUGCUUCCCAGUCACUAGAAAAUAAAGAACUGUGUAUCCUUAGGAAUAACUGGUGCUCUUUACCAGUGGAGCCAGGGGACAUCAUUCAUUUGGAGGGAGACUGCCUAUCUGAUACUUGGAUAAUAGAUGAAGAUUUUGGAUAUUUAAUUCUAUAUCCAGACAUGCUGAUUUCUGGCACAAGCAUAGCCAGUAGUAUUCGGUGUAUGAGAAGAGCUGUCCUGAAUGAAACUUUUAGGAGCUCUGAACCGGCCACACACCAAAUGCUGAUUGGUACAGUUCUUCAUGAAGUAUUUCAAAAAGCAAUAAGCAAUAGCUUUGCCCCAGAAAAGCUACAAGAAUUUGCUUUUCAAACUGUUCAAGAAAUAAGGCAUCUUAAGGACAUGUAUCGCUUAAAUCUGAAUCAAGAGGAGAUAAAACAAGAAGUAGAGGAGUAUCUUCCUUCAUUUUCUAAAUGGGCCAGAGAUUUCAUGCAUAAAUACACUUCAGGUGACUUCCCCCAGAUGCAGCUCUCUCUGCCAAGUGAUGGUAAUAACAAUAAUUCAUCGUGUAAUAUUGAAGUCAUAAACUCAUUGGACAUUGAAGAAAGCAUUUGGUCCCCAAGGUUUGGAUUGAAAGGCAAAAUAGAUGUCACAGUUGGUGUGAAAAUACAUCGAGGAUGUAAAACGAAGUAUAAGAUAAUGCCAUUGGAACUUAAAACUGGCAGAGAAUUAAAUUCUAUUGAACACCGUAGUCAGCUUGUUCUGUACACAGUGCUGAGCCAAGAGAGGAGAGCUGACCCCGAGGCCGGCCUGCUCCUUUACCUCAAGACCGGCCACAUGUACCCUGUGCCGGCCAACCAUCUUGAUAAAAGAGAAUUAUUAAGGCUAAGAAACCAGAUGGCAUACUCUUUGCUUCACCGUAUUAGCAAAUCUGCUAUUGAAAAGGAGAAGACAAAGCUUGCUCCUUUGCCACAAAUAAUUGAGGACCAGCAAACUUGUAAAUAUUGUUCACAAAUUGGCAACUGUGCUCUUUAUAGCAGAGCUGUUGAACAACAGAUGGAUGACAGUUCAGUCCCGAUUGGCAUGCUGCCCAAAAUAAAAGAAGAAACCCAACAUCUAAAGCUUACACACUUGGAGUAUUUCAGCCUUUGGUGUCUAAUGUUAACCCUGGAGUCACAAUCAAAGGAUAAUAAAAAGAAUCACCAACAUAUAUGGUUAAUGCCUGCUUCAGAAAUGGAGGAGAGUGGCAACUGCAUUGGAAACCUGCUUAGAACAGAAUGUGUUAAGACAGUUUGUGAUGGACAAUAUUUACAUAAUUUUCAACGUAAAAAUGGUGACAUUCCUGUCACAAAUCUAAUGGCAGGUGAUAGAAUUAUUUUAAGUGGAGAAGAGAGAACACUGUUUGCUUUGUCUAGGGGAUAUGUGAAAGAGAUUAACAUGACAUCAGUAACCUGUUUAUUAGACAGGAACUUGUCAGUACUCCCAGAAUCAACUUUGUUCAGAUUGGACCAGGAAGAAAAAACUUGUAAUAUAGAUACUCCCUUAGGAAAUCUUUCUAAAUUGAUGGAAAAUACUUCUGUCAGCCAAAAACUUCGAGAUUUAAUCAUUGACUUCCGUGAACCUCACUUUAUAUCCUACCUCAGUUCUGUUCUUCCAUAUGAUGCAAAGGAUACAGUUGCCUGCAUUCUAAAAGGCUUGAAUAAACCUCAGAGGCAAGCAAUGAAAAAGGUACUUCUUUCAAAAGACUACACACUCAUCGUGGGUAUGCCUGGAACAGGAAAAACAACCACAAUAUGUACUCUUGUAAGAAUUCUCCAUGCCUGUGGUUUUAGUGUUUUGUUGACCAGCUAUACACACUCUGCUGUUGACAAUAUUCUUUUGAAGUUAGCAAAGUUUAAAAUAGGCUUUUUGCGUUUGGGUCAGACUCAGAAGGUACAUCAAGACAUCCAGAAAUUCACAGAGGAGGAAAUUUGCAGAUCCAAGUCCAUUAAAUCUUUAGCUCUUCUGGAAGAACUCUACAAUAGUCACCGUAUAGUUGCAACAACGUGUAUGGGAAUAAACCAUCCAAUAUUUUCUCGUAAAACUUUUGAUUUUUGUAUUGUGGAUGAAGCCUCUCAAAUUAGCCAGCCAGUCUGCCUAGGGCCACUUUUUUUUUCUCGGAGAUUUGUGUUGGUGGGGGAUCAUCAGCAGCUUCCUCCCCUGGUGCUAAAUCGUGAAGCAAGAGCUCUUGGCAUGAGUGAAAGCUUAUUCAAGAGACUGGAGCAGAAUAAGAAUGCUGUUGUACAAUUAACUGUGCAGUACAGAAUGAACAGUAAAAUUAUGUCCUUAAGUAAUAAACUGACAUAUGAAGGAAAGCUGGAGUGUGGAUCAGACAAAGUGGCCAACGCAGUGGUCAGCCUACCUCACUUUAAAGAUGUAAAGCUGGAACUGGAAUUUUAUGCUGAUUAUUCUGAAAAUCCUUGGAUGAUUGGAGUAUUUGAGCCAAACAAUCCUGUUUGUUUUCUUAAUACAGACAAGGUUCCAGCACCAGAACAAGUUGAAAAGGGUGGUGUGAGCAAUAUGACAGAAGCCAAGCUAAUAGUUUUCCUGACCUCUAUUUUUAUUAAGGCUGGAUGUAAACCCUCUGAUAUUGGUAUCAUUGCACCCUACAGGCAGCAGUUAAAGAUCAUCAAUGAUUUACUGUUCCAUUCUUCUAUCAGGAUGGUCGAAGUUAACACUGUAGACAAAUACCAAGGAAGAGACAAAAGUAUCAUUCUGGUAUCUUUUGUUAGAAGUAAUAAAGAUGGACCUCUUGGUGAACUCCUGAAAGAUUGGCGGCGUCUUAAUGUUGCUAUAACCAGAGCCAAACAUAAACUGAUUCUCCUAGGAUGUGUGCCCUCACUGAACCGCUAUCCUCCUUUGGGGAAGUUACUUGAUCAUCUAAACUCGGAAAAAUUAAUCAUGGAUCUUCCAUCAGAGGAACACGAAAGUCUUUGUCAUGUAUUGGGUGAUUUUCAAAGAAGAUAAAGCACUGUUUUCUUUGAUUUCUCAUACUGGCAUAUGAGAGCUCCUCUAAAUAUUACCUGUUAUUUGCAAUUUGGAUGUGCUAUGAAAGCAGUGCCUGGUUAGAUUGUGAAGAUGACUUUUAUCCCAAGGGUAUGAAAUGGUGUAAAUGUACUUUGUUGAGAGUUCCAGUUUUUUGUUUUCUUUAUUUAUUUUUUUGGUAUAGUCUUGUUAAAGUUCUAUCAUUGUGUAAAAUGUAACACACUAUUAAUUUUUUCAGUUUUUCCAAAACUGAAAAGUCUAAGUUUUGUAGGUACUAUCAAUGUGUUUUUGUGUGACCUAGAAAGAGUUUGAUAAAUUUUUACCAGCUUUAGUAAUAGAUUAACUUUUGGAUCUGAGAAACUUUAAGUCUAAAAUUUCAAUACUGAUUUGAUUUUGUAGAUUUCUGUCAUAUUUUGUUUAUUUAAGAGAUUAGGUAAAGAAAAUUCAUUUGUUUUUUCACUUAAGCACAAUCUUGUGAUGAUGAGAACACAAGUGUGAUUCUUUUCUGUGUUUUGUGGUCUGUGAUCCAAGGCCAUUUUGCUGGGUUUUUCUCCUGACUGUUGCAUUUUGGUAUAAGGUACAUUUUCACUUUAAACCUAGGCUUUUAGGGACGCCUGAGUGGGUCAGUCAUUGGGCAUCUGCCUUCGGCUCAGGUCAUGAUCCCAGGGUCCUGGGAUCGAGCCCCGCAUCGGGCUCCCUGCUCUGCCGGAGGCCUGCUUCUCCCUCUCCCACUCCCUCUGCUUGUGUUCCCUCUUUCGCUGUGUCUCUCUGUCAAAUAAAUAAAUAAAAUCUUUAAAAAAAUAAAAAAUAAACCUAGGCUUUUAAAGUAUUACUUAUAAAUUAAUUAUUUCCAAUUAAUUUCUGAUUCCCCUUUCUUGUUAUUUUUAGUAUUCAGUAUUCUACAGAUUUUGAUAUAAAAUGAUAUGAAAAUAAUUUUUUUUUUUUUAGUUUUUUUAAAUUGAUGACAAAAAGGUAUAUCCCUAUUUUUUUUUUUAAGAUUUUAUUUAUUUAUUUGACAGAGAGAGAGACAGUGAGAGAGGGAACACAAGCAGGGGUAGUGGGAGAGGGAGAAGCAGGCUUCCCACUGAGCCCGGAGCCUGUAACGGGACUUGAUCCCAGGACCUUGGGACCAGGACUGGAGCCGAGGCAGAUGCUUAACGACUGAGCCACCCAGGUGCCCCAGUAUAUCCCUAUUUUCACCUAUUGUUCAUAUGCCCCAUUUGUUUUGAGACACUACUCAGUUGUCUCAAUUUUUUUGAAUAAAGAUAUUUUGUAAAUCAGAAUUACCUCAAAGUGCUUAGUUAAGUAUAUAGUGACCAAUUUUAACCUCAAUGUAUCCAUCUUCGUUUGGGGGGCAGAUAUCUCUUUCUCUCAAAGUUGUUUUUUCUUUUUUUAAAUGAAUGUGAAAUAUGUUAAAAUUGUUGUUUCUACCUCAUGUUUUUUAAAAAUUACUUGCAGUUUUUUAUUAAAUAAAUCA
Messenger RNA from Mirounga angustirostris (Northern elephant seal), 5105 nucleotides. It is a transcript of the gene DNA2, whose product is annotated as DNA replication helicase/nuclease 2. The record is from RefSeq and is a predicted model, not a curated record. Gene Ontology annotation, biological process: replication fork reversal. NCBI's taxonomy places the organism in Eukaryota, Metazoa, Chordata, Mammalia, Carnivora, Phocidae. The transcript is spliced from 21 exons. Bases 425 to 3610 code for a protein of 1061 amino acids. Gene Ontology annotation, cellular component: cytoplasm. Gene Ontology annotation, molecular function: single-stranded DNA helicase activity; 5'-flap endonuclease activity.